This is a messenger RNA of Batrachochytrium dendrobatidis JAM81, 180 nucleotides long. RefSeq lists its product as uncharacterized. Lineage: Eukaryota; Fungi; Chytridiomycota; Chytridiomycetes; Rhizophydiales. The record is from RefSeq and is a predicted model, not a curated record. The transcript has a single exon. The coding region runs from base 1 to 180 and encodes 59 amino acids.
AUGGUAGGCAUAUACCCAUUCAUCAGACUUUAUCUAGCACUACUAUUACCACGCACUUUGAAAAUGAAGGCUCACAUUGUUUCUACCAUUGAUGCACUUGGCGUUCAAUUGCCCAUUCCAGGCACCUGCACCAAGAGUAACAACAAGCUCAAAGUCGCCACUGAAAGCCACUGUAUCUAG